AUGGAGAAAUUAGGCAACCUAUUUGAAUUCUUUGUGACUACAGGGAUUAAAACUAAUGAUUAAGGUAAUCACAAACAAUUAAUCUAUUUGUAGAUGUGAUACUUUAAUCAUGUACUACUGCAAAUAAGAAGGAUCUUGCAAUACUUACAAUAUUUCCAAAUCCAGUGGAACGUAAGAUGAAUCAUGUUCUAGCGGACAUAGCUUUGGUAAUAGUUAUUGAAAUUAUAAUCUUUUAGUGGUGCUUUCCUUUGGGAGUAAAAACAAUCAAAGAAGGAGAUAGCAAAUUUAAUAAAAUAGAAGAGUAUUUUAAAGAGGAUGACGCUUAGGCAUCUACAAAUGAGAUCAAUUACUUUGUUAUCAAUGAUUUCAAAUAGCACAUCAAGUUUUAUUGUACAUCCGCUUGCUUCUAUGAGAAGAUGUUCAUAAUCAUGCCUCCGAACGAUAAAUUAAUGUAAGUCUUUGUGCCUAAGGCCUUCUGCGUAAUAUCUCGUUUUCCUGCAUUCAUCCCCCAAAGAAGUUUUGUAAUGCAAUUGCUCAAAAUCCAGAAGCUUCGCCUAUCAUAAAACAGAGAAAGAGAUAAAAUAAUAACUAUCAAGAGAGGGCAAUAGGAAUAUUAGAUUGAAGAAAUCAAACUCUACGAUUUCUAUAUUCGAACAGCACUGACACAAUGUCCAUUAGUAUAAGAUAAGUAUUUAUAUAUCAAUAAAUAGCAAGCGUAGAGUAUAGGUUAAAGUUCAGCAGUUCCGAGAUUUGGAUGAACUACUACGUCUCCAACUCCCAUCUAACAACUCACUUUUCCAUAUUUAAGUUGUCAAAUAACCUUUUCGAUGUUUUAAUUUUCAAUUAGCCCAUCUUUAAUUUGUACAAGUUACUAUUGUACAUGAUGCUUGAGUAUCAAAUCAUCAUUGUGUCUCGUAAACCUGCUGGAAUAACAUUGUUUUGCCAAUCAUUAGUCGAGUUACUUGCUCCUUUGUAAUGGCGUGGUCUCUUUAUUCCAUUUUUAAGACCUGGAUCAUUCGAUUUCCAUAAAUCCCAACUCCCCUAUAUAAUUGGUCUAGAUAGAAAUCUCUAUGAAAUAGUAAAUAAACUCAUUUAAUUUAGUCUGAAAAACCAUUGCCAAAGGAAUUAAAAAGAGUGAUUUAUGAUAUUGAUGAUGGACGCAUUCUAUCCAGGUCAGAUGAUCCAAAAUGUCCCAAACAAUAUCAAAAUUACUUCAUUCGAAAAAUGAACACUGUAUUUGCAGAUCUUAAAUUUUAUGAGAAUGUAAUUAAAUCUAAUAACAUAGGAAAUUUUUGAAGAAGGGAUAAUGAAAUAUCGAUAAGCAUUUUAUAAUGUUAAAUUACUCAUGUUAAAUGAUAUCUAUAAGUACUUUAGUACUGAUACAUCAAACCAGAAAUCAGAGAAAAAGAUUGUUAUGUUUGAUUAUAAGAAAUUUCUAAAUUCUUUUGAAAGUCAAGAUUAACUCUUUUUCUUGCAAUUUCUUAAAACUUUAUCAUUUCAAUAAUUUGUAAAAGAUCUCUAUAAAGUUAUGGAAUAUAGAGAGGAGUUCAUUAAAAACAAUAUUCAAAAUGUAGAGUACUAUUUUAGUUGUGUACUUCAAUUCUUUGAUGAUGUUAGAUUUCUCAGUAUUCGCUUUGGAGAACAAACUCUUGAUGAUAAAUUGGUCAUCUUAGAAAAUUUACAGAAUAAUUAAAUCAAAGCAGUUCUUGAAAGGAAAAACGAAUCCAGCAAUUAUAAAGUUAUAGAAAUGAAAACAACUGAUUUCAUUCCUGAAUAUUUGGAACAUCUUAAAAAUAGUAGUCUCAAUCUUAGUAUGGAAAUGCAAGCCUUAGCCAAAUUCAUUUAAACAGUUCCACAAUAAGAAGAAAUAGUAGUUGAAUAACAACAAAAAAUAGUGUAACAAGGUGGACCAGAUAUGAAUCAAUCAGAAGAAUAGGAUAAUAUCUCUUAAGAAUCCUCUAAAAUUCAGUCAGACAAAUCAGAUCAACAUAGUUAAUUUCAUCAUUCAUUACCUCCAUAAGAAAAGGUUAAUUGGGAAUUGCAAACCAUAGCUGUAAGUAAUGCCUCAGAAUAUAGAAAAUAAUAUUAAAUUAAACAUCUAAAUCUUAUUAGUAAGAGGAAUACUUUUAGAAAGAAGAAUCUACUAGAAAAUGAAGAAGAGGAAGAACAAAUGCAAUUGAAUCAAAAUACAAAUACCAAUAACUUUAUUGUUACUAAUAUUGCUGACAAAAAUAUGCUUAGUUUACCUGUUAAGGAUAAUUAAUCCAUGGCCGCAAGAUCCUAUUUCAACAAGAGUAUGGUCCCAUUAAUUGGAGAUUAUGGAAACGCAGAAAUUAUGGUGCCUAAUUAAGAUAACAUGAUUUGA
Molecule: messenger RNA, 2365 nt
Organism: Paramecium octaurelia
Lineage: Eukaryota; Ciliophora; Oligohymenophorea; Peniculida; Parameciidae
Source: the annotation of a GenBank genome assembly